Diorhabda carinulata is the source of this 2359-nucleotide messenger RNA. It is a transcript of the gene Fbxo42, whose product is annotated as F-box only protein 42. NCBI's taxonomy places the organism in Eukaryota, Metazoa, Arthropoda, Insecta, Coleoptera, Chrysomelidae. Gene Ontology annotation, molecular function: protein binding. The coding region runs from base 670 to 2250 and encodes 526 amino acids. The record is from RefSeq and is a predicted model, not a curated record. The transcript has 6 exons.
ACUUUACAACAAAUAAAUUAACAAAGAAGAUAAACAUAACCAAAUAUAUUUUACAGAUAUGAAAAAUGAAUCAUAAAUCUCCUAUUAAUUACACUUUUUUUAAAAUAAAAAAUCUUUUGGAGUGCUCCUCUAGUGAAAAUAACAGACCGAUUCAAACUAUUGGAAAAAUAACGUUUCCUGAACGAAAUUUACAAUCAGUUAGCGAAUCGCAUAUUAUUAUCGGAUUAGAUUUUGAAAAUUGUCAAGAAUUACCAAGUAAUGAAUUGUUCGUACUAAUUUACGGUCAUAUAAACUCAGUUAAUUCAUCGAGAAAUUAUAUUGAAGUAAACUUUUGGAAAAUACUUGAAUCAGAAACAGAAAGUAAAAAAUAUGAGAAUUUAUUAAGUACUGUACAAGAUAUAAUAAGUAAUAAUUUGCAAAAUAUUUAAUUCGUCCGUGAAUGGAAUAAUAGUUAGAAUAAAUAUUUAUAUAAACACAUGUGCAAACUAACUGUCAAAAUUGUCAUCAUGACCAAUGACAUUUAAAAUUGGACACAAAUUCCAAACAUUCCAAUGAAAAUAACAAAUCUUGUAUAUUUUUGUGUGUAAACGUUCAGUAUUCAAAAAGAACUUGACUCGGUUAGUUCCCUUAUACAUCACAUAAACAAAUUCUCUUAUUAACUGCUUCGAAAUGGUAACUGAUAUAGAGUCAUUACCUGACGAAGUUUUGGAAUUCAUUUUAUCCCUAAUUCCACCCUACAAGGAUUUACACGAUUGUAUGUUAGUUAGUAAAAGAUGGAGAAGAUGUGUUUUGAAUGUGGUUAAACAAAAACAACGUAAUUUAUACAGAGCAAUCAAUGAAUUCGAUGUUAGAUGGGAACGUCUAACGCCUGUAGAUAUGGCCCCGACUAUAUCAAAACGUUACUCGCACACAGCUGUUGUUCAUGACAAUUCUAUGUUUGUAUUUGGAGGUUGUACUUGUGCAAUGACCACUUUCAACGACCUCUGGCGUUUAGAUUUAACUAAACGUCGAUGGAUUCGUCCAUUAGCUACAGGUACAUACCCUUCGCCAAAAGCUUGCAGUUCGAUGAUCCAAUACAAAGAUAAACUCAUUUUAUUCGGCGGUUGGGCGUACCCCCCGUCAUAUCCUCUUUACCAAAGUUGGCAUUUGUUCAACGAACUGCACCUUUAUGAUAUUGUAGCGAAUAGAUGGAACUCUGUAACUGCUAUAAAUACUCCACCGCCCGUUGCCGGUCAUUCAGUGUCUAUAAUUGGUGAUUGGAUGAUUCUUUUUGGGGGUUUACAGAAACCUUGUAACGCCGUACAUUGUGAAAAAUCAAACGAUAUAUGGAAAGUUAAUUUAAAUAAUUGGACGUGGUAUAAACAGGAAGUCGAAAGUGGUCCAAAACCCAAUGGUAGAUUCGGACAAACCCAAGUGAUAAUCAACGAAGAAAAUUUACUUAUAUUAGGCGGUUCCGGUGGUCCUACUUCUCAUCAUUGCGAUGCGUGGAUCUUGAACAUGAGUGGAGACUUGUGGAAAUGGAAGAAAGUGGAAAUUGUAGGAAAAAACCAUCAACCGUCUAAUAUUUGGAGUAAUCCAGGUUGUAAGAUAGGUGAUAAAAUUGUAGUUUUAAACAGGAUAAAGGAAACUGACAAGUCGAAUCAAAUUGCUUAUUAUCCAAAAACUGCUUGGAACGUCGGAGUUGGGUCACUACCAGAAGAUGGUAGAUUAUCCAGGAUAGAUUUGGCUAAUAGAGCAACUGAUAGAGAUGAAAACGUCAACGGGAAAAGGGGAACUUUGAGAAAUCACAAAAGGGAAAUUGAGGACGAAGAUGCCGGAUCAUCGAAUGUAAAAGUCUUCGCUCCACCGAAUAAAUCUAACCUCAACAUGUUAGCGUUCAAUAAUUCAGAUCCUGGUAGGCUUCAAGAAGUCAUAAGAAUGCGAGAAAAACGUUUAGCGAAUUUAUUCAAAGUAGAGGAAAAUUUCACGAAAGGCGCUUACAAAAGAGAAAAAAAGACUCAUUAUUUGGGGGUGUACGUAUUAGAUAUAUCGAAAGUAUUAGAAGAACCCCACACUGCGACGUGGUUACCUCCGAAAAAUUUAAAAAACGGUCCAGAAGAAACGAUCCUUUAUACCUUAGUCGAAGGUAAAUCGGAACUCGUUAUGUUCGGUGGUAUACAGGACGCUAAUUCGAUAGGAUUUUCCAAAAAUUUGAGUAGUCAGAUAUCGAAUAGUUUACAUUUUAUAACGGCGCCUAGUUACGUUAUUUGAGUUUAUACCGAAAGUGUUCGAGAAAAAUUAACCCGGAGGCAGAGUACCAGUGGAAAUUAUUACGUCGGAAAAGUGUCUCGCUAAUAUUUAAUAAAAACGUUAUAAUUUU